AUGGCCCACCCACCGCUCGAAACAUUCCAAAUCGGUUGGCUAUGUGCCCUUCCGAUCGAGGCUGCCGCAGCUAUCCAGAUGUUAGAUGAAAAGUUCGGUCUUCUUGGAACCCAAGAAGCAUCCGACCCAAAUACCUACACUCUGGGCCGAAUUUGGCAACAUAAUGUUGCGAUCGCCUGCCUUCCUGCGGGGCAAUAUGGCAAUACUUCGGCCACCACGGUCGCAAACAACAUGGUCCGCACUUUUUCAAAAUCUCUCCGCAUUGGGUUGAUGGUUGGUAUUGGAGGAGGCAUUCCAUCUGCUGCGCAUGAUAUACGACUUGGCGAUGUUGUGAUCAGUUGCCCAGAAGACACAUCCGGGGGCGUUCUUCAGUAUGACAUGGGGAAAGUUGAUGUGGGUGGAAAAUUUGUUCGAACUGGGUCUUUGAACAGUCCACCCAGGUCAAUUUUGACGGCAGCCAACUUAAUGAGAGCUACCGAGCUUACAGAUGAUCCCCGAUUUCCAGAAUAUAUCGCGAGCGCAACCGAAAGAACACCACGAACUCGGAAAAGCUUUGGCCGACCUAAAGCACAGCAGGAUCGACUGUUCAAGCUGGAGCAUGUUCAUCCGUUGACUGUAAAUAGCUGCGAUGGUUGCCCGGCAGAAUGGGAACAGACAAGAAGUGAGCGCGAGAGUAGCGAUCCACAAAUGCACUACGGAAUCAUUGCAUCUGGGAAUGCUGUCAUCAAACAUGGAUGGACUCGGGAGCAGCUAAGGCUGGAGACUGGGGCUCUGUGCUUUGAAAUGGAGGCUGCUGGGUUGAUGCUAGACUUUCCUUGUAUAGUUAUCCGAGGUAUUUGUGAUUACGCGGAUUCACACAAGAACAAGCAGUGGCAAGGAUAUGCGGCAUUGGCGGCCGCAUCAUACGCGAAAGAGCUGCUAAGUUAUUUGCCAGAAGGCAGUGUAUCGCGGGAAAAUUUGAUGGUUGAUGUAUGUAAAGGUUUGAAGGAAGAAAUAAAAGGCACCAACCAGCGUAUUGACCGAGCAUAUGAACAACAAGAACAACACCAUCAUGAGCAGAGAACAAGAGCCUUGACGGAUCAGCAGCAGCGCUGCCACCAAGCUUUCAAGAUAGGAAAUUACACGAAUCAGAAAAAUAUCAACCCCGAACGAGCCGAAGGAACCUGUCAAUGGGCUCUACAAAGUCCCGAGUACGUCCGUUGGCGGGAGAGCUGUGGAAAUGAACUCCUCUGGGUGUCCGCCGAUCCAGGCUGUGGGAAGUCUGUGCUAGCCAGAUCAAUUAUCGAUAAUUUUUCGGAAGCCUCCAGUUUUUCAGUGACAAUAAUCUACUUUUUUUUCAAAGACAACGAUGAACAGAACACUCUUUGUUCAGCACUAUGCACUAUUCUUCAUCAGCUCUUCAGCCAGCGUCCCCAUCUUCUACAACAUGCAUUGCCAUCUUGGGAAAGGAACAGGGGGAAAAUUCGACAAGAGGUUGACGAACUUUGGCGAAUCUUUAUAACGGCAACAUCCGCUGAUUCAACAUCCAAGACCAUUUGUAUCUUCGAUGCGCUUGACGAAUGCCGUGAGAUUGACCAAGGUCGGCUGAUGGAGAAGCUCAAGCACUUUCGCCGUCAGUGGUCUCCAUCAACACAUACUAACUGGUUGAAAUUCCUCGUAACCAGCCGUCCCUAUAAUCACAUCAAGCAUUGCUUUGAAGCGAUUGCAGAUUCAUUCCCGCAUAUACACUUGAAAGGGGAGGAGGAAAAUGAUCAAAUUCAUGAGGAAAUAGACCUGGUCGUAAAGAUCAGAGUGGAAGAGCUGGCUAGAACGGCUCGAUUGUCAUCCAAUAUACGACAGCGACUUGAGCAACAGCUUCUUCAAAUGGAACACCGCACGUACCUUUGGUUACACUUGGCUAUGGAUGACAUCAAAAAUACCUUCGAAAAUAGCCUUCGGCCUGCCGAGGAAUCAAUUCGACUGAUACCGGCAUCUGUGAAUGCGGCAUAUAACAAGAUUCUCAGUCGAAUUCCGUUUGAGCAAGUGGAUACAGUGAGAAAGAUCUUACAAAUUGUUGUCGCAGCACGUCGUCCUUUGACAAUAAGAGAAAUGGCUAUGGCAUUGGGUAUCGCCAUCUGUCCACAAUCGCGAACUGCAGCAGAUGCUGAAAUAGAUCCUGUUCACUUGGAUCAGAAACUACGACGGCUAUGCGGCCUAUUUGUGUUCACCAACAACUCCAAGAUUUACCUGGUCCAUCAGACAGCCAGAGAGUUUCUUAUUAGAAAUGAACUUUCCCACCCCCCAAUUUCUGCAUACUCUUGCAAUCUCGAGGAUACCGAGGAACAAAUGGCUCAGAUUUGUUUGCGGUAUUUAUCCAUGGAUGUUUUGGAAAACAAUGAAGAGAAGACAAACGUUGAUACUCAAAGUUUCUUGAACUAUUCUGCGAUAUAUUGGGCUGAUCACGUACGAAGUAUGUCUCAGACUGCGGACCGCGAGGUAGACGACCUGGUACUUCAAUUGUACAACCCCACAGGACAACGAUUUUCGCUUUGGUUUCCCAUAUUUUGGGAGGCAGUGAUUCCAUGUGAAGAAGCACCUGCAAUGAAUGCCAUUCAUCUCGCGGCAUUCAAUGGGCAUGAGCAGGUACUUCGCUGCCUUUUUGCUAGAGAAAAUGUCAAUCUGAACCAAGCAGAUAGUACGGGGAUUUACCCGGUGAUCUGGGCCUCCAAAAACGGACAUGAAAAGGCUGUGCAAGUGUUGCUAGGGCACGGAGCGGAUGUGAAUGCUCAAUCUGAUCUCUUUGGUACCGCUUUACAGGCUGCUUGUUUCAGCGGGCACAGCAAGGUUGUACGGGUGUUGUUAGAGCACGGAGGUGAUAUCAAUCCCCAGGGUGGACUUUUUGGCAACCCCCUACACGCUGCUUGCUCUAGGGGAGAUGACAGGAUUGUACAAGUGUUGAUAGAGCACGGAGCUGAUGUCAAUACUCAGGGCGACGAUGGCGGCUAUGCUCUCCAGCGUGCCUGUUCUGGAGGACAUGAAAAUAUUGUGCAAGGGUUGUUGGAGCAUGGAGCUGAUGUCAAUGCUCAGGGUGGACACUAUGGUAACGCUCUUCAGGCUGCUUGUUUUGGAGCACAUGUGAAGGUUAUACAAAUGCUGUUGAGGCAUGGAGCUGAUGUGAAUUCUCAGGCUGGAGACUGCGAAAAUGCUUUUCAGACUGCUUGUUCCAUAGGAUUCGCUAGGGUCGUGCGAGUAUUAUUGGAGCAUCGAGCUGGUCUUAGUAUUCAGUGUGAUGAUUAUGGAAAUGCUCUUCAGGUUGCUUGUUCUGGAGGACAUGACAAGGUUGUGCAAGUGCUAUUGGAGCACGGAGCCAAUGUCAAUGCUGAGUAUGAGGACUACGGCAAUGCCUUACAAGCUGCUUGUCAGGAAGGACAUGAAAAGAUUGUGCGAAUUUUGUUAGAGCACGGAGCUAAUGCCAAUACUCAGUAUGGGGACUACGGCAGUGUCCUGCACAUUGCUUGCUUGAUGGGAUUUGAUAAAGUUGUGCAAGUGCUGUUGGAGCACGGAGCCGAUGUCAAUUCUGAGUGUGCGGACUACGGCAGUGUCCUGCAUAUUGCUUGCUCGAUGGGAUUCGAUAAAGUUGUGCAAGUGCUGUUGGAGCACGGAGCCGAUGUUAAUUCUGAGUAUGGGGACUACGGCAGUGUCCUAAGUACUGCAUGUCAGAAAGGGCAUGAAAAGAUUGUGCGAGUUUUGCUAGAGCACGGAGCCGAUGCUAAUACUCAGUAUGGGGACUACGGCAGUGUCCUGCACAUUGCUUGCUCGAUAGGAUUCGAUAAAGUUGUGCAAGUGCUGUUGGAGCACGGAGCCGAUGUCAAUUCUGAGUAUGCGGACUACGGCAGUGUCCUGCACAUUGCUUGCUCGAUGGGAUUCGAUAAAGUUGUGCAAGUGCUGUUGGAGCACGGAGCCGAUGUUAAUUCUGAGUAUGGGAACUACGGCAGUGUCCUAAGUACUGCAUGUCAGAAAGGGCAUGAAAGGAUUGUGCGAGUUUUGCUAGAGCACGGAGCCGAUGCUAAUACUCAGUAUGGGGACUACGGCAGUGUCCUGCACAUUGCUUGCUCGAUGGGAUUCGAUAAAGUUGUACAAGUGCUGUUGGAGCACGGAGCCAAUGUCAAUUCUGAGUAUGAGGACUACGGCAGUGUUCUAAGUACUGCUUGUUCGAUGGGAUUCGAUAAAGUUGUGCAAGUGCUGUUGGGCCACAGAGCCGAUGUUAAUACUGAGUGUGAUGACUCGUAA
Molecule: messenger RNA, 4269 nt
Organism: Penicillium waksmanii
Lineage: Eukaryota; Fungi; Ascomycota; Eurotiomycetes; Eurotiales; Aspergillaceae
Exons: 2
Coding region: 1-4269 (1422 amino acids)
Biological process (GO): nucleoside metabolic process
Molecular function (GO): protein binding; catalytic activity
Source: RefSeq, a predicted model, not a curated record